UGUAAAAACAGAGAAAUGGAGCUUAGCAAGAUAACGCAGGAGAUCUUCUCGAGACUGGAGCAGAAAUGGCUAUCGCAUUGUGAAGACAAGAAAACUAGAAUUCUCAGCAUUGACGGUGGUGGAACAAAAGGCCUUGUUGCCGGAGCAGCCUUAAUCCAUCUAGAAGACCAGAUCCAAGCCAAAACCGGAGAUCCUCAAUCUCGAAUAAUCGAUUUCUUCGACGUUCUCGCUGGAACGGGAAUCGGCGCCAUUUUCUCUGCAAUGCUGACGGCAGACGCCGGUAACGGUCGCCCGUUGUUCACCGCCAGAGACGCUGUUAAAUUUUUGCAGGAAAAACAGUCGGAGAUGUUUAAGGUCAAGCAUGGAGGGAUUUUCCGACGAAAUCGCAGGUUUUCGAGUAAGAGCAUCGAUAAAACCUUGAAAGAGGCUUUAAGCAGAGAGGACGGUAAGGUGUUGACUUUGAAGGAUACUUGCAAACCUCUCCUCGUUCCUUGCUACGAUCUGAACAGCUCUGCGCCGUUCGUCUUCUCCCGUGCCGAUGCUUCGGAGACUCCGAGCUUCGAUUUCGAACUCUGGAAGGUAUGUCGUGCCACGUCAGCCACUCCAAGCUUAUUCAAACCGUUUCAUCUGACCUCCAUUGACGGCAAAACGUCGUGUCUGGCUAUUGACGGAGGUCUCGUCAUGAACAACCCCACGGGAGCUGCCGUUACUCAUGCCUUGCAUAACAAACGGGAUUUCCCCUCCGUAAACGGCGUCCAAGACUUGCUCGUUCUAUCACUAGGUAACGGGCCUUUGAGUGGUCCCUCACAGUCACCGUCACGGCGGCAACUGCAGCGUAACGGGAAAUGUUCGACGCCGUUGGUCGUUGACAUUGUCCUUGACGGCGUCUCGGAAACCGUCGACCAAAUGCUCGGGAACGCUUUCUGUUGGAAUCGAACGGACUACAUGAGAAUCCAGGCCAACGGUUUCAUUUCUCAAGAUAUGGAGCCGACGAUGGAUGGGGUGCUGACAGAGCGAGGAGUGGAAUCGUUACCGUUUGGCGGGAAGCGGUUACUGACAGAGACUAACGGACAGAGAAUCGAGAACUUCGUGCAACGCUUUGUUGCUUCUUCGGGAAAGUGUAGUCUACCGCCAAGCCCUUGUAAGGAAACAGCCGUUAGCCCUCUGGCAAGUGGCCGUUAGUGUCGUCUUUCUUAGUUAACCAUGCUUUUGUUUUAACCCAAAGUUUAACUAUCCUAGUCCAUGAGUUAAGUGGUGUCUAA
Messenger RNA from Telopea speciosissima, 1262 nucleotides. RefSeq names its product probable inactive patatin-like protein 9. The record is from RefSeq and is a predicted model, not a curated record. The transcript has 2 exons. Bases 16 to 1182 code for a protein of 388 amino acids. Gene Ontology annotation, biological process: lipid metabolic process. NCBI's taxonomy places the organism in Eukaryota, Viridiplantae, Streptophyta, Magnoliopsida, Proteales, Proteaceae.